Angiostrongylus costaricensis is the source of this 372-nucleotide messenger RNA. The record is from the annotation of a GenBank genome assembly. NCBI's taxonomy places the organism in Eukaryota, Metazoa, Nematoda, Chromadorea, Rhabditida, Metastrongylidae.
AUGCUUGUGUUAUAUAUUUUCUUCAUAAAUCUUUUACCUUGCAAGAAAAAUUUGCAGUUUAUCGUCAAAAGUACAACAAUUCAGUGGUUUACUUUAAAAGCAAACAUUUUCUUCAGAUCAGAAUUUUCAGAUGUAUCGGGUUUAGCAAAAGUCAGACAGGUUGUUACUGGCGCAUGCCGAAAGUGUGGCUACCCAGGACAUCUCCCAUUCCAAUAUUGCUGUUUUUUUUUUUCUUUAUUACGUCGAUCAGUUAAAGUGAGGAAACUGGACAAAGAACACCGGAAGAAAGAAUCGAAGAAGAAGAAGAAGAAUAAGAAUAAGAAGGAGAAGAAGAAGCACAAGAAGAUAAAAAGCCAUCGGAAAAGGAGGUGA